AAAAGGCCCUUCGCUGAGUGCUCAAGCAAAUAACGGCCACGCUUGUCAUGCAUAUACAAUAUUGUGCUCUGUGCCACCUCGAUUGAACAUCUGUCACUUUAUCACAGACCCUUCCUGCCCUUUCUGACUUCAUUCAACCGUCAAUUUUACUAAACACCACAGUAUCCGGAGUCUUUCAUAUACGAGUACUCCUCCGCCAGAUUGGUCUCAGCGACCUGUCGUUGGAAUCCCUCAUAUCUCUGCUACCAGGGUCUUCCCUUCAUUUUGGCCCAAUAUGGUCUGUGAAAAUGGGGCUACGGCAACAACGACGUCAACGUUUUCGCCAUCAUCUAAAACAUUGGCCGACUCUUCAUCUUCAUCUUCACCCUCUUCCACUCCUGGAACACUGCAGACCCCUAAGAAUGCUUCGAAACCCAUUAAACUGAGAGCCGCCUGCAACCAAUGCUUCUCGGCCAAGGUACGGUGUGAUGGCAACAAGGAAAGCUGUCGCCGAUGCUCUGAGAAGAGAUUGCCCUGCAUCUAUAGCGAGUCUCGAGUGGGGAAAGUGGUAGGAAAGCGAAGAAAGAGACCGCUUCCCGACCAGACUGCCAACGUCAAUUCUCAACCGUGGAUCGUCAACGGUACUGCUUGUUCUGUGCAAUCCAUUCCCUCGCCUGCCGCCAGCCACGAAUCCGACGAAUCCAACAAGAGACCUUGUUCGGUUCCCAACUGGACGUCGUUCGCUGCCGCAGGUGACCAGGGUUUCAUGACGUUUGAUGAGACGACCGAAACGUUGAAUGCAAUCGAAAUGGCCAACAAUCGAAGUUUCUCAAUGACGAGCGAGGUCAGCUUCUUCACCAACAACGGCCUACCGACCCCUGCACUCAGCCCUCCACAAUUCACCCGUUGCCUUUCACCCGCCCAGCUAGACACUCGACCUACCUCGAAACAAGGAUCGAGAUCAACGGCUCCGAUCGACCCGCGCAGACUUUAUCCGCCGGCAAACACCACCACACCAUUCUUCGCCAGACACGUCGAGCAUCCUCCAUUGACUCCUGAAGACGAAGAGACCGUGUGCAUCAAACUGUUGGCUCACCUAAAAAAGCAUUCCUCGGACGAGUCCCAGCCUCGGGAGACCCAGCUUCGACUGCUGAAGAAAUGUAACGCCGCCGUGCGAAGGAUCCUGCACAGCAAAACCAUCCGAUCCUCUUAUACGUGUCACCUACUCCUCUCCAACAUUCUGAGCCACCUGGUCCGUCUCUGCGAACGCCUGUGCUUGGACAUGGACAUGAACAGCUCAGAGGACGCCGCACGGAGCUUGGAGUCGCAAUUCCUCCAAGACCAAGUCCAUUAUGAAGCAGUGCCGGGAUAUUUCGAGAACGUGGCGGUGCACCUUCCGCAACAACCGUUGCAGGCGUCGGAGCAAGAAACGAUGAUGGCCUUGAACAGGGAGGUCAUGUCGUUCGCAUCUACAGUGGCUGAUAUGCUGAAGAGGAAGCCUCUCGGUGGGUUCCAGACCCUCGGCAGGCAUGAAAGUUUCCAUGCCGAACUAGAGCAGAGAUUGAUCAAGGCAUCGGCUCUGCUGCAAUCAUGAUGGAUGUGUACUAGUUAAUGCUUGAUUUUGGAUUUUGGAUUUUGGAUUUCGGAUUUCGGAUUUUGGAUUUUGGAUAUUCCCAGAAAGCAUGGUGUUAGCGUGUGCGGUGCUUCAACCCCAGCAGGGCGAUAUGAUUAGGCACAUGUGCCGUGUACCACAGUAGACAAGGUGUGGACAAGGAGCA
Molecule: messenger RNA, 1757 nt
Organism: Exophiala xenobiotica
Lineage: Eukaryota; Fungi; Ascomycota; Eurotiomycetes; Chaetothyriales; Herpotrichiellaceae
Exons: 3
Coding region: 275-1573 (432 amino acids)
Biological process (GO): regulation of DNA-templated transcription
Molecular function (GO): DNA-binding transcription factor activity, RNA polymerase II-specific; zinc ion binding
Source: RefSeq, a predicted model, not a curated record